CUCUAUAUGUUGAUCCGCCCUCUCCCUCUUUCUGUAUUCUCUCUCUCAAUCGGUGCCCACUCUCUCUAGCUCACCGAAGUCCCUCACCACCAUUGCUCACGUCCGUCGCACAUCGCCAUCGCCAUGGACCAAAGCAAAUGAGAAGUUCCCUUUUCAUCCAUUUAUAUCUGAUUCAUCUUUGAGAUUCAGAGCGAUUUCGAUUUCGAAUCUCCAACGCCAGCACCGUCUACACCGGCUCGAUUUCUCUGAUUUCGACUUUGAUUUCGAUUUUGAAGCUCCACCGCCACCACCAUCUGCACCAGCGAGGGUUUUCAAUCUCUGUGAGAAGAUAAGCAUCAUAAUUUUGAAUAAAGAGAUAAAACCCAAGUCAAAGCACAUAUGGAUAGACCAUUGCAGCCUCUGUGAUUAUGAUGAUGGACUGAUAGAUAUCACCCGAGAGAGCACAGAUAUUACAAUUUCUAGGUUUGGGAAAGUACAUUUAUAUAAUAAUUACACCAGAAACUGGGGGCAUUUAUGCUGUAUGUGCCAGUGUAGAAUCACAGAUAUAUUCACAAUGCAAUAUAUAUGAAGCAGGACAGAAGAAGGUGGCUUUCAAAUAUCUAACAGAGAAGGUUGAGAGUAUGAUCUGUGGAAGGGAAGUCAAUCCUGACCUUGUUCAAGUGGAGAAGGCGAAGGCAAUCCUUAUGGAGCAUGAGGUAGCAAUCCUUGAAGUGCUUGCAAAACUUGCUGAUGUGUCAGAUGGGGAUGAUUCUCCCAAACAAUUUCAAUAUCAUGACUCCCAGAAGGAGCUCCAGAGAAUUGGAAGAGGGAUGGCAACACAAAAGGACUUGUAUGUAUGGUCAGGACGGUCACAUUUGGGCUCAAAGCUUCUGCCUACCCUAACACAGGGCAUCAUGAUGAUGGGACUGAGAGUUUGUGAAUUACUUUCUGCGGUGUUGUUCUGUUGCUUCAUGCUCCUUGGGAGAUGAUUAACUACAUGGGUUUGGAAGAGGCAAUGCCUUUCAAAGGGAUGUAGGCUAACUCUGGUUUGUUUUUACUUUCUUGAUCCAGUUCACUUUCACUCAGUUUUUCAAAGAUAGUGAGUGUUCAGGAUAAUAUUUCUAUGCUACAAAUAAGUCCACCA
This is a messenger RNA of Camellia sinensis, 1123 nucleotides long. NCBI's taxonomy places the organism in Eukaryota, Viridiplantae, Streptophyta, Magnoliopsida, Ericales, Theaceae. The record is from RefSeq and is a predicted model, not a curated record.